Molecule: messenger RNA, 1257 nt
Organism: Toxoplasma gondii ME49
Lineage: Eukaryota; Apicomplexa; Conoidasida; Eucoccidiorida; Sarcocystidae
Exons: 2
Coding region: 1-1257 (418 amino acids)
Source: RefSeq, a predicted model, not a curated record
AUGCUCCAGGCCGUGUCAGACUUCUUCCUCAUUGACGCUGAUGUUGUAGAUAGUGACUCUGAGGGAUUUCUCAGUCCCCGAAAGAAGACACCCGCACGUCCACCUCUCCCAGAGUCAAACUCCAAGACAGCGCCGACCGAAGCCUCAUCGGUCAGUGAUUUCCCCUCGGCGCCAAACGCGGCCCCCGUCGGUCCUAAUGAUGAUUCCAGGCCUCCAGAUGCAUCCUCGACCAAUCUUCUCCGCGCUUAUCAAGGUGUCAGCGAAGGCGAUUCCUUGGCGUCGCCAAACGGCUAUACAGACUUACUCGAAGGAGAAUUUUUCAUCCCUGAGCCUCUCUCAGCAGAGGCUCCCAGACUGUCGCCGCUCAAUGCAGCAUCUAUGCUGGGUAAGAGAGAAAUUGAGCUGCUCGCUCGCAAGGGACUACCGCGGGCGAAAGUUGGUCUGUCUAAGCGGGACCGAGGAGCUAAAGAAAACCUUCGGUCGCGUGCACCUUCUGCUGCUGCCCAGAAGAAUCCCCAAGAUGUUUAUCAACUCUCCGCCUAUCAGAAAGAAGCUUCUGGGAUCGCUCAGCAACCGGUGCCACCUGCCCCCGUGGCGCAAGAUGAAUCUGGUGUUGUGACCACACAGACUGACAGUGGCAGCGUGGCCUUAAGAUCAAACACAAAUGCGGCAACAUGGGACGAGAAGGUCAAGGGAGUAAUGAGUUUAAUGGACCAAGCAACGAAGCUGUUUGUAGGUUCACGGACGGAAGUGAGCCAGAGUGUGCCAGAACGGAGGCAAAUGCUACCUGCCGUGACUGACGUGUCUGGGUCGUCAACAGCGUCACCGGUUCUUAGCCAAGCUCUGGCGUCUCUGUUGACAGGAGGGAUGCCUCAAAAUCCGUCGGGAUCAACAACUGGGCCAUCGAUACCGUCUCAGAGUAUACCCAUCUCCCCCGCUGAAGUUGCAGCGUAUGUGGCACUGUUACCCUCUCAGACAAAUAAACCUUCCGUUACACUUGGCACGCUACGCCAGAGCGAGGGUUUGGGGAAAACUUUUGCUCAGGGCGUCGACGUUGGUAGCGCAGUUGUCGACGUUCUCACAUCCACGCGAGAACUGCAGCAAGCUUUGAGCGCCUUAAAUAUUCCUGGUCUCCCAGUGAACCCUGGGGCACCUCCCCGGCAGGCUUUCCAGAACCGCGAUGACAGCCUCACGUCGCUCGUUAAUGCUGCCAAGGCAUUUGUUUCCUUCAAAUCGCGGGGAAAACGAAGAGACUGA